CUUGUACAAACUUGAAUAGUGCGUCAUAGACAAUCCUCGUCCCAUCCCAUAACCAUAACUGCAGCACUUAAAACGUUGAAAUUCAGUACGAUAAAUGAAACGUCACAAUCUGCUUGCAUUCAUGUCAGUCAAAAUGGCCCUUGCUGUUCAGACUCAGACACCGUCCCACUUACUGUGUUGGACUGGACGUGGCCCUCUGCCCGCGUGACGUGAACCUCCACUCCACCUCCGGGUUUCUGCUUUCAUUGUCUCCCGCUACAAUCAAAGGUUCUGGAUGAAUUUGCUUUGCGUUGCAUUAUUAACAUUGAUCCUAUUACAUGGGGCAUCAAGAGGACAUGAUGAUGUCGUCAAAAUCGGUGCCAUAUUCACAUUAAAAACCAUAAACGGACGAGUUUCCAAAAUUGCCAUCCAAGCUGCUGAGAAAGAUGUGAAUUCCGAUCCUCGCAUCCUUGGGGGUCGUAAAUUGUCCAUAACCAUCCAUGAUUCCAACUUCAGUGGUUUUCUUGGCUUUAUUGGGGCCCUCAAGUUCUUGGUGACCGACACAGUAGCUAUAAUUGGUCCACAAAGUUCAGUAAUGGCCCAUGUGCUUUCGCAUCUUGCAAAUGAGCUCCAUGUUCCCCUACUCUCCUCCACGGCUCUGGACCCCACCCUAACACCUCUCCAGUAUCCUUAUUUUCUCCAAACAGCACCCUCCGAUCACUUCCACAUGAAUGCCGUUGCCGACCUCAUUAGCUAUUUCAGUUGGAGAGAAGUCAUAGCAGUGUUCAGCGACGAUGAUCAGAGUCGGAAUGGGAUAACGGUUUUGGGGGAUAAACUUGCUGAGAGACGCUGUAAGUUGUCUUACAAAGCAGCACUGCCUCCUGAUCCGACCGCCACUCCAUCCCAUGUUACUGGUCAGUUAGUGAAGAUCAAGAGUAUGGAGUCUCGAGUUAUCGUCUUAAACACCUUCGCGCAAACUGGUCUCUUGGUUUUUGAGGUGGCUCAAAAGCUAGGAAUGAUGUCCAAAGGGUAUGUCUGGAUAGCUACUGCUUGGUUAUCAACUGUUUUAGACUCAACUACUUCACUACCUUCAAAUACUUGUAACUCAAUUCAAGGAGUUAUUACCUUUCGCCCUCACACCCCUCAUUCCAGAAAAAAACAGGCAUUUAUCUCAAGGUGGAAACACAUCAGUAAUGGCUCAAUUGGGUUAAAUCCAUACGGCCUCUAUGCAUAUGAUUCUGUUUGGAUGAUUGCUGAGGCACUCAAAUUGUUUUUUGAUCGGAAUGGUACCAUUUCCUUCUCUAACAAUACAAAUUUAAGUGGUACGAGGGAAGAGACUCUGGAUUUCGGUGCUUUGAGCGUUUUUGAUGGAGGGAAGGAGUUACUUGAUAACAUAUUGCGCAUUAACAUGACUGGAUUGACUGGACCUAUUCAAUUUGGUUCAGAUAGAUCUCCUCUAAAUCCAUCAUAUGACAUUCUUAAUGUAAUUGCUACUGGUUAUAGGAGAGUCGGCUACUGGUCUAAUUACUCUGGCCUCUCUGUAAUAACCCCUGAGAAACUUCACGCAGAGCCUGCCAAUCGUUCAAUUUCAAGCCAGCAUCUAAACCGUGUCAUAUGGCCUGGAAAUACAACAGAAAAGCCUCGUGGAUGGGUUUUCCCAAAUAAUGGGAGGCAACUGAGAAUUGGAAUUCCCAACAGAGUUAGCUAUCAAGACAUGGUCUCCCAAAUAAAUGGCACCAAUGCAGUUCAAGGAUAUUGCAUAGAUAUAUUCCUAGCUGCCAUUAAAUUGCUUCCCUAUGCAGUUCAAUACAAGUUCAUUCUGUUUGGAGAUGGACACAAUAACCCAAGCUACUACAAUCUUGUCAACAUGAUUACUUCUGAUGUUUUUGAUGCUGCUGUAGGUGACAUUGCGAUUGUCACUGACCGAACAAAGAUUGUGGAUUUUACUCAACCAUAUAUAGAGUCGGGGCUAGUUGUGGUUGCUCCAGUAAAAAAAUUGAAGUCAAAUGCUUGGGCUUUCUUGCGACCAUUUACUCCACAGAUGUGGGGUGUCACUGCAUUUUUUUUCCUUUUUGUUGGAGCAGUGGUGUGGAUUCUUGAACAUAGAACAAACGAUGAGUUUCGGGGGUCACCGAGGGAACAGAUAGUUACAGUUCUUUGGUUUAGUUUCUCAACCAUGUUCUUUGCGCACAGAGAAAACACAGUUAGUCCACUUGGUCGAGUGGUGUUGAUAAUCUGGCUUUUUGUGGUUCUGAUAAUCAAUUCAAGCUACACUGCAAGCUUGACAUCAAUUCUCACUGUGCAACAGCUGUCCUCACCCAUAACAGGAAUUGAUAGCUUGAUAUCCAGCAGUGAUCGUAUAGGAUUCCAAGUAGGCUCAUUUGCUGCAAACUAUCUCACUGAGCAACUCAACAUCCCCAAACAUAGACUUGUUCCUCUUGGCUCACCAGAAGAAUAUGCUGUUGCCCUUGAAAGCGGAACUGUUGCAGCUGUGGUGGAUGAACGACCCUAUGUAGAACUCUUCCUUUCAAACCACUGCCAAUUCUCAAUUAGGGGCCAAGAGUUCACCAAAAGUGGAUGGGGAUUUGCAUUCCCGAGAGACUCUCCUCUUGCAAUUGAUAUGUCAACUGCGAUUCUAACCCUAUCUGAGAAUGGUGAACUUCAAAGGAUCCAUGAAAAGUGGCUUUCAGAAAAGGCUUGUGGUUUUCACAGUACUGAGGAUGAACAGCUUAAAUUAAAUAGCUUCCGGGGCCUGUUUCUAAUAUGUGGAAUAACAUGUUUCCUGGCGCUUCUUAUCUAUUUUUUAUCGAUGGUACGGCAAUUCAAUAAAAAAUCCCCUCAAAAAGUUGGUCCUUCUAAUCGUUGCAGCUCACGUUCUGCUCGCAUCCAGACAUUUCUACAUUUUGUUGACGAAAAAGAAGACGUCUCACCCAAGUUAAAAAGAAAACUCGACUAUAUCUCAUCAAAUCGUUUGAGGAGCAUAUCCAAGAGAGUACAAGAGGACAUUUCCCAAGAGGCUCCUUGACCUUGUG
Glycine soja is the source of this 3011-nucleotide messenger RNA. Its product is annotated as glutamate receptor 3.2-like. The transcript has 7 exons. Gene Ontology annotation, molecular function: glutamate-gated receptor activity. Lineage: Eukaryota; Viridiplantae; Streptophyta; Magnoliopsida; Fabales; Fabaceae. Bases 275 to 3004 code for a protein of 909 amino acids. The record is from RefSeq and is a predicted model, not a curated record. Gene Ontology annotation, cellular component: plasma membrane.